Molecule: messenger RNA, 2676 nt
Organism: Suillus plorans
Lineage: Eukaryota; Fungi; Basidiomycota; Agaricomycetes; Boletales; Suillaceae
Exons: 11
Coding region: 1-2676 (891 amino acids)
Source: RefSeq, a predicted model, not a curated record
AUGUUAAGAUUGGAAGGACGCGGAGACUUCAUAUCUCAAGCCACUUGCCGUGGAACUUAUGGCUGCUCUUUGCCAGCUGAAUUUCAUUGCGAGGAUUGUUUUGGCACCGAGCUAUACUGUCAGUCAUGCACUGUGGAGAGGCACCAUGAGCAUCCAUUGCACAGGAUUAAGCAUUGGAAGGACGCGUUUUUUCACGAUGUCACACUCAAAUCUCUCAGACUGCGAAUUCAACUGGGACACCCCACCCAAGAGCGCUGCUACAACCCAGCUGCUUGCCAGGAUUUCGUCGUACUCCACGUGAAUGGCAUUCAUGAAGUCAGUUUAGACUUCUGCGGGUGCGAGACCGCUCAAAGUCCCACCACCCAGCUGCUUCGCAUUCGAUGGUUCCCUGCAACAGUCCUAGAGCCAAAAACCGCAGCAACAUUCAAGCUUCUUCGACAUUUUCACAUUCUCUCAUUCGAAUCUAAGGUCUCCACGUUCGAAUAUUGGCAGACCUUAACGCGUCUUACUCACAAUAGAGGUGUGGUCAUUGUGAAAGAUCGUUAUGACGCUCUACUUCGAAUGAUACGGGAAUGGCGAAACAUUACUUUGCUCAAACGCUUUGGACGGGGACACGAUCCCGCAGGUACUGGAGCAACAGAGCAAGGCUCAUGUGCCGUCUUGUGUCCGGCUUGUCCUCAGCCUGGUAAGAAUCUUCCUGAGAACUGGGAGAGUGCCCCGUCAGAAACUCGCUGGUUAUAUGCCUUGUUUCUUGCGAUUGACACCAACUUCCGUCUGGCACACAAGAAUGUUUCUUCGGAUCAAAUGGACCCUGGGCUCAACCGUGGCUGGGUGUACUUCGUGGAGGAACAACAAUACAAGACAUUUCUUACUGAUAAAAGCACAUGCGCAAGCCAUAACGCAGUCAACUUAGCGGAAACGAAAAACUCUCGGGGCCUGGCAGCCACUGGAGCAGGAACCAUUGACUGCUCGCGACACAAUUUCAAAUGGCCCUGUGGUGUCGGUGACUUGCAAAAAGGCGAAAAGUACGUGAACAUGGAUUAUCUCUUCUUUUCGACCAUGCAACACACGGGGGAUGUCGCGGUCCUGAACAUAUCUUAUGACAUCGCUUGUCAAUGGAGUACGAAUUUGUGGCAGCGCAUGCAUCGAUACCCAUCUAUGAUACAUCUCCGCCACCACGAUAACAAGACCAUCACAUUUCUUGUGCCGAAAUUCCAUCUUCCUGCGCACAUUGAAAUUUGCCAGAUUACUUACUCUCACAACCUUCUCAAAAGCAUGGGGCGGACAGAUGGAGAGGCACCCAAGCGUGGCUGGGCCAACAUCAAUCCAGUCGCUACGAGCACUCGUGAGAUGGGCCCAGGAUCACGCCGCGAUACUCUGGACGACCAUUUUGGUGAUUUUAAUUGGAAGAAGGUCACUAAUAUGGGUGUCAGUCUAUCACGAAAGCUUAAAGCUGCUGUUCCUGAACGUGACCAGCAUGUACGUGAUUUCGAAGACUUCAACAAUGCACUUGAACACGAGAGACCUGAACAGGUGGCGGAAUGGAGGUUGGCAGUGGAACGAUGGGAAUCGGAUUCGUCACAAGAGAAUCCUUUUGCGCUUACAGGCAAAUCACUAAUGCAAGCAGCUGUACAACUCAGUCUCUCUCAGCAAGAAGCUGACAACCUCGAGCAUGGUAUGGACGACUCACUGCAUGAGGAAGUCUCGCGCAGCGUGUUAAUCUCAUCAGGAAUGGAGAUCGAGGAUCAGCAGUGUCGGCUUGCGAGAGAUAUCGAGCUUCUGGGAGGGCAUCCAACUGACUUACAGUGCACGAAGCUUCAAGAACGGGGCAACAUUUUACGACGCAAAAUAGAACAAUGGAGCAAGGUCCAACUUUUGUACAUGCCGGUCGUUGCUCGCCUUCGCACAUCGGAUAUGCCAACAAGCAGGACCCAUUCGACUGAAGAGAAGGCUCACGAGAUCGAACUGUGGCUUCCCUCCAAGAUCUACGGAGAUGCAACAGACCCUGUGCAUCAAUGUGAUGCCACACUGAGUCAGUAUGAGUGGGAGCUUCGCAGGGCCCAGGCAUAUGAUGCGCUGGAUGACCUCCGACGUCACCUGCGCCUACGCGCACAUCUUUACAAGUUCAAAGAUACCCAUAUUCGUGGCCAGCGAGCUAACACACGCGCGUCAGCCAUCAUUGACAAAGUCGAGUCGAAUGUGUCUGUCGCUGCUGCAAGGUAUCGCAGAGCAUGGUCUGCACUCAAACAUCUCUCCCCUGCUCUGUCUUGCACUACGUGGAAGGAGGAGUUCCCGAAACUGGAGAAUGACGACAUCCGCAGGAUGUCUCAAGGCAAGCAAGGCCAAUCGUCUGGCAACCGUACAUUGUCCUGGAUAUGGAAGGCACGCGGCAUAGCUAGUGACACUCCUGAAGGGGAGACGGUGCUCAAUGAAUCAUUAAGAAUUGAAUGGUGCAAACUCGAGGAGGUGCAACUUCUUCAAGAGGAGAUGAGGCGUGUCGCGGCAUACCUCUUGUGGCAUGCUACAUGGUGGGAUGUGCAAGCAGAUCGUCGCACAGGGCUCGCGCUUGCAGAGGUUGAAGGUAUCAGAGGAUAUGCAAAGCGUCAGGCAGCCGUGCGGCGGGAUCUCCAUGAUACAUUCCUUUCAAAGUGGGGUGCCGUGAAUGGCACUUUUUAA